This is a messenger RNA of Vombatus ursinus (common wombat), 2119 nucleotides long. It is a transcript of the gene GRB7, whose product is annotated as growth factor receptor bound protein 7. The transcript has 15 exons. Bases 220 to 1812 code for a protein of 530 amino acids. NCBI's taxonomy places the organism in Eukaryota, Metazoa, Chordata, Mammalia, Diprotodontia, Vombatidae. The record is from RefSeq and is a predicted model, not a curated record. Gene Ontology annotation, biological process: signal transduction.
CGCCUCCACCUUUCCAAUCCCAGUCACUUUACCGCCUUUCCAGCCUUUCCUCCCGGUUCUACCACCUCUCUACUCCCUCCUCCCUCUACCAGCACAUUUUCUGGAAAGAGAAACUCAGGAAUCUGACCCUGGUGUCCUGGACCCUCAGCUGUCACCAGACAGAGCUGGACAUUGGACCCCAGGCAUUUGGGCCUCUCAUACUGAGGCUUCCCAGAUGUUAUGGACCUGGAUCUUUCUCUGCCCCACCUCACCAACUCCUCAGAUGAUCCAAGCUCUGAGCCUGGGACCCCUCCUGGAACCCCCCCGAGGUCUGAUGCUCAUCUUCCUGGGGAACUGAAGAGAUCCCAGCCCCUUUCCAUCCAGGCCAGCAGGAAACUUAGGGAGGAAGAGCUGCGAUCCUCGUCUCUGCCUGCUAUUCCUAACCCUUUUCCUGAGCUCUGCAGCCCUCCUUCUCAGUCACCCAUCCUUGGAGGCCCCUCCUCAGGGCGGGGGUUCCUCUCAAGAGAUAGCAGUGUCCCCCAUGUGGUGAAAGUGUACAAUGAAGACGAGACAUGCCGGUCCGUGGAGGUGGCGGCAGAUGCCACAGCCCGACACGUGUGUGAAAUGUUGGUGCAGCGGGCACAUGCCCUGAGCGAUGAGAGUUGGGGGCUGGUUGAGUGCCAUCCCAACCUGGCAUUGGAGAGGGGACUGGAGGAUCAUGAGUCAGUGGUAGAGGUGCAAGCUGCCUGGCCUGUCGGGGGAGACAGUCGUUUUGUCUUUCGAAAAAACUUUGCCAAAUAUGAACUGUUUAAGAGCUCCCCACACUCCCUCUUCCCAGAGGUAAUGGUCUCCAGCUGUCUAGAUACCAACACUCACAUGACCCAUGAUGAGCUCAUCCAGAACUUCCUGAAUGCAGGUAGCUUCCCUGAAAUCCAGGGUUUCCUCCAGCUCCGGGGAUCAGGACGCAAGCUCUGGAAACGUUUCUAUUGCAUCCUGCGCCGCUCUGGCCUCUACUGUUCCACCAAAGGCACCUCCAAGGACCCCCGACAUCUACAGUAUGUGGCUGAUAUAAAUGAAUCCAAUGUGUAUCUAGUGACCCAGGGCAGAAAGCUCUAUGGGACGCCCACUGAUUUUGGCUUUUGUGUCAAGCCUAACAAACUGCGCAGCCCAAAGGGGCUUCGGGUCUUCUGCAGCGAAGAUGAACGGAGCCGCAGCUGCUGGGUGGCUGCCUUCCGUCUCUUCAAGUACGGAAUGCAACUUUACAAGAAUUAUCAGCAGAUGCAAUCCCGACGAAUUCGCCCAUCCUGGUUUGGUACUACGCCUCUGAGGAGCGUCUCAGACAAUACUUUGGUGGCCAUGGAUUUCUCUGGUCGUGCUGGACGGGUCAUUGAGAAUCCCAGAGAGGCUCUGAGUGCAGCACUGGAAGAAGCCCAAGCCUGGAGGAAGAAGACCAAUCACAGAUAUAGCCUGCCUACUCCUUGCCCCGGCAGCACGCUCAGCUCAGCCAUUCACCGCUCCCAACCCUGGUUCCAUGGCCGCAUCUCUCGGGAGGACACCCAGAGGCUCAUCGGACAGCAGGGCCUGGUUGAUGGUGUGUUUCUUGUACGGGAGAGUCAGCGCAACCCCCAAGGUUUUGUCUUGUCCUUGUGUCACUUGCAGAAGGUGAAACACUACCUCAUCCUUCCGAGUGAGGAGGAGGGCCGCCUCUACUUCAGCAUGGAUGAAGGGCAGACACGUUUUACUGACCUCCUGCAGCUGGUGGAGUUUCAUCAGCUCAACCGUGGCAUCCUGCCUUGCCCACUUCGUCACUGCUGCACCCGGGUGGCCCUCUGACUGAGUGACUCCUGACAAUUCUUCCUUCCCAUAGAGAGAGGUAUCUUGUCUCUCUCAUUCUCCCCUGCUCCUGGCCAAAACAAUCGGGGGAUCCUUCUCCUCCCCCACCAACCCUGUACCUCAACAGCACUGGAAGACAUACCCCCACUUCUGUCUGACUCCUCAAAGACCAGGCUUUGUGAGUCAAUGCACUUUGGAUCUUGGUGGGAAUGCAUAUAUCAGUAAGGAGCCCCUUCCUCUUCUCUCCUGCUAUUUCUUCCUUCUCUUUCCUUUUUCUUUCUCUAUUUUUCUAUGCUCUUUUCCCUUU